This is a messenger RNA of Penicilliopsis zonata CBS 506.65, 2439 nucleotides long. RefSeq lists its product as hypothetical. NCBI's taxonomy places the organism in Eukaryota, Fungi, Ascomycota, Eurotiomycetes, Eurotiales, Aspergillaceae. Bases 1 to 2439 code for a protein of 812 amino acids. The record is from RefSeq and is a predicted model, not a curated record. Gene Ontology annotation, cellular component: mitochondrial membrane. The transcript has 6 exons.
AUGCCUGCGGAGAAGGCUGCAGCAGUCGACGAUGGACAGGCGGCUCCAGACCUCGAAAUCGUCGGGGAUAAGGUGACCAUUCAUCCCACUGGUUUCACGGGAGGGCCGGGGAUUCAUGACGGGACGAUCACGGAGCGGAAUCUGGUCCAUCAUAUGGCUCGGUUUCGGGAGAAUCCGUUCGACUUCUUACGGGAAGUGAGCCUGUAUAUGUCCGGAACUGGCUGGCGGGCAUACGACGACGUGAUCGGACAGCCAAUUUUCUACGCUGGGUUUUCGGAACGGAUGAAGACCAUGAUCUUGGCCAGCCCGAUUCUUCAGAGCAAGGUCACCGAACUCGCAGAGAAACGGCUUGCUGUAGAAGAGAAGGAAGGGUUGCUCAGGGCACGAAACGGGUCACUGGACGAGGCUAGGUCCAAACGCCGGAGAGAAAUGGAAGGGAAUUUGAGGGAGGUCGUGGAAACGAUGAUGGACAGCAUGAUCUGCAAGAUGGAAAGCAAGAGGUUCAUUCGCACGGCCUACUAUCUAUGCACGCAGCUUCUUACAAGAGCAUACCACCAAGGCAUCCAUGUGUCGAGCGAGGAGGUUCUGCGAUUACGAUCGGUGGCUGAAGAGGCAGCGCGGAAAAAACAAUCUAUUGUGUUUCUGCCAUGUCACAAGUCCCAUGUGGACUACGUCUCACUGCAGUUGAUUUGCUAUCGCCUAGGCAUUGGUUUGCCAAUAGUCGUUGCAGGAGAUAACUUGAAUAUUCCUCUACUGGGGCCGUUCUUGCAGCAUGCAGGUGCUAUGUGGAUUCGAAGAAGCUUCGGAAACGAUCCGUUGUAUAUCACGGUCGUGCAGGCCUACAUCGAUACGCUGUUGCAGCAGGGCUUUAACUUUGAAUGCUUCAUUGAAGGUGGCCGGUCGAGAACUGGAAAGCUCCUAUCCCCGAAGUUUGGUAUCCUCAGCUUCAUUGUGGAGAGUGUGCUCUCGGGUCGGGUUCAGGAUACUAUCAUCUGUCCUGUAAGCACACAGUAUGACAAGGUGAUCGAGACUGAGUCUUAUAUCAGUGAACUCCUCGGACAACCAAAACGAAAGGAGAAUCUGGCAGACUUGGUUUCAUCUUCUUCUGUUCUCUCGCUCAAGCUUGGCCGGGUAGAUGUUCGUUUCCACGAGCCAUGGAGCCUGAGAGAUUUCCUUUCCCAGCAGCUCACUCGCCUUCAACCCGAUCUCGGCUCGAACCCGAGCCAGCAUCUAACGCAGGCAGAAAGAGGCAAGAUUCUGAGGACAUUGGGAUAUCGCGUACUAUCAGAAAUCAAUGACGUGGCUGUCAUGAUGCCCACGGCACUCGUGGGCACGGUGCUUCUGACGCUUCGUGGCCGUGGCGUAGGCAAAGCAGAGCUCGUCCGUCGAGUCGAUUGGCUCUGCGAAAGGGUCAGAGCCAAAGGCGGACGAGUCGCGCAUUUCUAUCGUGCCCCAACCGAGACAGUGGUUGAUCGCGCCCUGGAUGUGAUGGGCCCCAAAUUGGUUGGUGAGGUACCCGGUCUAGCAGAGCCGACAUACUAUGCUGUGGAUCGCUUUCAGCUCUCCUUCUACCGCAACAUGACCAUCCACCUGUUCAUCACGGAGGCAUUGGUAUCCGCCGCAAUGUAUACGCGAGUCAAGCAAGGCGGCGGCCCUGCCCACCAACGCAUGACAUACGAGGCCCUACUAAGCCAGGUCUCGUUCUUAUCACAGCUUUUCCGUGGCGAGUUCAUCUUCCCUCCCGAGGGUUUGACUACGAACCUGGAGAAUACCUUGCGCGAUCUGGAGCGCGACAAUGUGAUACUCGUCACCCGCAACUUUUCUGGGACUCCACUCACUGUGGAGCUGAGUGAUGCAGAGCGCCAGUGUGGACGUGAGAACUACGAUUUCUACUGCUUCCUGAUCUGGCCAUUCAUCGAGGCUUGCUGGCUCGGUGCAGUCUCUCUCCUAGGACUCACCCCUCCAUUGAACGGCCACCAAGAGGUCUGGAUUGACAUGAAGAAGGCACAAGAUAGCGCGCAACUACUUGGUAAGACCCUUUACCACCAAGGGGAUCUGUCUUAUUUCGAGGCUGUGAACAAGGAGACUCUCAAGAAUUCCUUCCAGAGAUUCCAGGAAGAAGGAAUCAUACUUGUUGCCAAGGCCACCAUCCGGCUGGCUCCAGAAUGGACCCUUGAGCGCGACUCUGAGAGUGGCAGGCUGCUUCCACGUGGCCGUCUAUGGGACUUUGUGGAGCUGAUCGCGCAGUCAAGACGUGAAGGGAAAAAUCGCCGCGAUGGAGCAACUGUGUCAUCGCGUGUGCUGACCAUGACCGACUCUGUCGGCCGAAAGCUCUUCGACGGCGCCACAAGCCCUGGCCCAGGCACGCUGGAAGAGGUAUCAGACGUCUCAUCCCCGAAAAUGCGCAGGAAGGCGAUAGGGACCGAGGCAAGGCUCUAG